UCAUCACAUCACCCCAUCUCUGCUGUUGGAUCGUCCCGCGGAGCUCCGUGACCUCACCAUGAGCUGAUCUCUCUGUUUUCUCCCCCUUUUUAUUUCUCUCCCAUCACCACCGAACCCCGGAUAUGUCCCAUAAACCCAAGUAAACAUCUCAUUUCCAUUGCGUCUAUCUAGUCAGGAUUACUUGUCGGUUCAUCUCCACCGUGUUUGCAGCCUGUUCGUGUCGUGCAGCCAUGGCACAGCAGGACGGUGCUGCCAAAAAGAACCCUGCCGUGGGGGCGUUGCAUUCCCACUUCCUGGUGGGGUCCGUGUCGGAGGAGAACUCGGAGGAUGAAAUCCAAGGGAAGGCCGAGAUGCAGCUGGAGGAAAAGGAGGCUCGCUCCCUGUCGCCGUCCUCUGGGAGCUCCGACAGCACCUAUGAAAUGGGUUUUGACCAUGUUGAUGGCUCCACGCACAAUCUAAGUAGACCAAGCAUGUCAGGACUGCACCUGGUGAAGCAAGGCAGAGAUCGCAGGCGAAUGGAUCUUCAAAGGGACUUCACCGUUGCUUCUCCCGCUGAAUUUGUCACCCGCUUUGGGGGUAACAAAGUUAUUGAAAAGGUGCUCAUCGCCAACAAUGGCAUUGCAGCGGUUAAAUGCAUGCGCUCCAUCCGCCGCUGGGCCUAUGAGAUGUUCCGCAAUGAGAGGGCAAUCCGGUUUGUCGUCAUGGUGACCCCGGAAGACCUGAAGGCCAAUGCAGAAUACAUUAAAAUGGCAGACCAUUACGUGCCUGUGCCAGGAGGGACUAACAACAACAAUUAUGCCAACGUUGAGCUCAUUCUGGACAUCGCAAAACGUAUACCUGUUCAGGCUGUGUGGGCUGGGUGGGGUCAUGCCUCAGAAAACCCCAAACUCCCAGAACUCCUUCACAAGAAUGCCAUUGCUUUCAUGGGUCCCCCCAGUCAGGCCAUGUGGGCUCUUGGAGACAAGAUUGCUUCUUCUAUAGUCGCUCAGACGGCAGGUAUUCCAACACUACCCUGGAGUGGAUCAGGCCUGACAGUUGAAUGGACAGAGAGCAGCCCAAAGAAGAGACUCAUUAACGUUCCUAAUGACGUGUAUGAACUUGGCUGCAUCCACGAUGUCGAGACUGGUCUCAAAGCUGCAGAGGACAUCGGCUACCCGGUGAUGGUAAAGGCCUCAGAAGGCGGUGGAGGAAAAGGAAUCCGUAAAGUGAACUCUGCUGACGACUUCCCUAACCUUUUCAGACAGGUCCAGACAGAAGUUCCUGGAUCUCCCAUCUUCGUCAUGCAGCUUGCCAAGCAUGCCCGCCAUUUGGAGGUGCAGAUUUUGGCGGAUCAGUACGGAAAUGCAAUCUCCCUUUUUGGCAGAGACUGUUCUGUGCAGCGGCGUCACCAGAAAAUUAUAGAAGAGGCUCCUGCUACCAUCGCCACUUCAGAUAUAUUUGAGGACAUGGAAAAGUGUGCUGUGAAGCUGGCAAAGAUGGUGGGCUACGUCAGUGCAGGUACAGUGGAGUACCUCUACAGCCAGGACGGCAGCUUCUACUUCCUGGAGCUCAACCCUCGUCUGCAGGUGGAACACCCUUGUACGGAGAUGGUGGCUGAUGUCAACUUGCCUUGCGCUCAGAUGCAGAUUGCUAUGGGUAUUCCUCUGCAUCGAAUCAAAGACAUAAGGGUCUUGUAUGGACUCCAGCCAUGGGGAGACUGUCCAAUUGACUUUGAGGGUCUGUCGAACAGCCCCUCCCCACGGGGCCACGUCAUCGCUGCACGCAUCACCAGUGAAAAUCCUGACGAGGGUUUCAAGCCGAGCUCUGGAACGGUGCAAGAGCUGAACUUUCGCAGCAAUAAGAACGUGUGGGGCUACUUCAGUGUUGCUGCAGCUGGAGGGCUGCAUGAGUUUGCCGACUCCCAGUUCGGACACUGCUUCUCUUGGGGCGAGAAUCGUGAAGAAGCUAUCUCCAACAUGGUGGUCGCUCUCAAGGAGCUGUCUAUAAGGGGGGACUUCCGAACCACAGUGGAAUACCUUAUUAAGCUGCUAGAGACCGAGAGCUUUCAGCACAACAGUAUCGACACCGGCUGGCUGGACAGGCUCAUAGCAGAGAAGAUGCAGGCGGAACGUCCCGACACCAUGCUGGGAAUCGUGAGUGGCGCCCUACAUGUGGCAGAUGUCAACCUGAGAAACAGCGUGUCCAACUUUCUGCAUUCCCUUGAAAGGGGCCAGGUGCUGCCAGCACACACGCUGCUGAACACCGUGGACGUGGAGCUGAUUUAUGAGGGCACCAAGUACGUCCUGACAGUGACACGGCAGUCUCCCAACUCGUACGUGGUCAUCAUGAACCACUCCUCCGCUGAGGUGGACGUCCAUCGGCUCAGCGAUGGAGGUCUUCUGCUGUCAUAUGACGGCAGCAGCUACACUACUUACAUGAAGGAAGAGGUAGACAGGUAUCGCAUCACAAUUGGGAACAAGACUUGUGUCUUUGAGAAGGAGAACGAUCCCUCGCUGCUACGAUCUCCUUCGGCAGGAAAAAUAAUUCAGUACACAGUCGAGGACGGCGGUCACGUGUUUUCUGGCCAAUGUUACGCUGAAAUAGAGGUGAUGAAGAUGGUGAUGACCCUCACUGCUGCAGAGUCUGGUUGUAUUCACUACGUGAAGAGGGCCGGAGCAGCUUUGGAUCCUGGCUGUGUCAUUGCCAAACUGCAGCUGGAUGACCCGAGCAGAGUGCAACAGGCGGAGUUGCACACAGGAAUCCUGCCUUCCAUUCAGGCUGUAGCUCUGAGAGGAGAGAAACUGCACCGAGUUUUCCACAGCACUCUGGAUCAUCAUGUUCACAUAAUGAACGGUUACUGCCUUCCAGAGCCCUUCUUCAGUGCUAAGUUGAAGGAGUGGGUGGAGAGGCUCAUGAAGACCAUGCGGGAUCCAUCUUUGCCGGUGCUGGAACUUCAGGACAUCAUGACGAGCGUGUCUGGCCGCAUCCCACCGGCGGUGGAGAAGUCCAUCAAGAAGGAGAUGGCCCAGUAUGCCAGCAACAUAACGUCGGUGCUCUGCCAGUUCCCCAGCCAGCAGAUCGCAAAUAUCCUGGAUAGCCAUGCUGCUACGCUCAACAAGAAGUCUGAGAGAGAAGUGUUCUUCAUGAACACACAAAGCAUUGUUCAGCUGGUGCAAAAGUAUCGCAGUGGUAUCCGAGGCCACAUGAAGGCCGUAGUGAUGGACUUGCUCAGACAGUAUCUGAAAGUAGAGAUCCAGUUUCAGAAUGGACACUAUGACAAGUGUGUUUUUGCACUGCGUGAGGAAAACAAAGGUGACAUGGCCAACGUCCUCAACUAUAUCUUCUCUCAUGCUCAAGUCACCAAAAAGAACCUGCUGGUCACCAUGCUGAUUGAUCAGCUCUGCGGCCGCGAUCCCACCCUGACGGACGAACUGAUGGCCAUUUUGACCGAACUCACGCAGCUCAGCAAGACAACUAAUGCCAAGGUGGCACUGCGUGCUCGGCAGGUGCUGAUAGCCUCCCACCUUCCAUCCUAUGAGCUACGACACAACCAGGUGGAGUCCAUCUUCCUCUCUGCCAUUGAUAUGUAUGGCCACCAGUUCUGCAUCGAAAACCUGCAGAAACUCAUCCUUUCAGAGACAUCCAUCUUUGAUGUGCUGCCCAACUUCUUCUACCACACCAAUCAAGUGGUCAGGAUGGCUGCCCUGGAGGUGUACGUUCGCAGAGCAUACAUUGCCUACGAGCUUAACAGUGUUCAGCACCGACAACUGAGGGACAACACAUGUGUAGUAGAGUUCCAAUUCAUGCUUCCUACUUCUCAUCCCAACAGAGGGAACAUCCCCACUCUAAACAGGAAAAUACCUACCGGUACUUCCUUCUUGGAUAAUGUAAAAGCCAAGGACAGUAAAUUACGGACACCUAAACCUCAGGACGUUAAAGCGCGGGAUAGUGAAUCUAAGGACGAUAGUGCCGAGAAGGAAAAUCCCACAGAUUUGGAAUCUGAGAACAGGAUGUCUUUUUCAUCCAACCUGAAUCACUAUGGCAUGGUGCACGUGGCCAGCGUGAGUGACGUGCUGCUAGACACAUCCUUUACGCCGCCUUGUCAGCGCAUGGGAGCCAUGGUUGCCUUCCGCACAUUCCAGGAGUUCACAAGGAACAUAACCGAUGUCUUGAGUUGCUUCUCCGACUCUCCUCCCUCAAGUCCAACCUUCCCAGAUGGAGCCAAUCCCGUCCUGUAUGGCGAAGAGGACAACAAGAGUGUCCAAGAUGAGCCUAUUCAUAUCCUUAACGUGGCCAUCAAGACUGACAGUGACAUCGAUGAUGAUGGCCUAGCGUCCAUGUUUCGGGAGUUUACUCAGUCAAAGAAAGCGCUGCUGUUUGAACAUGACAUCCGAAGGCUGACUUUCCUCGUUGCACAGAAGGAUUUCAGAAAGCAAGUCAACUGUGAGGUGGACCAAAGGUUUCAUAGGGAGUUUCCAAAAUUCUUCACAUUUCGUGCCAGAGACAAGUUUGAGGAGGACAGGAUCUACCGGCACUUGGAGCCGGCGUUAGCAUUCCAGUUGGAACUCAACCGCAUGCGUAAUUUUGCUCUAACUGCAAUACCGUGUGCGAAUCACAAGAUGCACCUGUAUCUGGGCGCAGCUCGUGUGGAGGUGGGCACAGAAGUCACCGAUUACCGUUUCUUUGUCCGCGCAAUCAUCCGCCACUCUGAUCUGGUGACAAAGGAGGCUUCCUUUGAAUAUCUGCACAAUGAAGCAGAGCGUCUGCUGCUGGAAGCCAUGGAUGAGCUGGAGGUGGCGUUCAACAACACAACUGUACGGACCGACUGUAACCAUAUCUUCUUAAACUUCGUUCCUACAGUCAUCAUGGACCCAUCGAAGAUUGAGGAGUCUGUGCGCUCCAUGGUGAUGCGUUACGGCAGCCGUCUGUGGAAGCUGCGUGUCCUGCAGGCUGAACUGAAAAUUAAUAUCCGCCUGACUCCAACAGGAAAGCAAAUUCCCAUCCGGCUCUUCCUUACUAAUGAAUCCGGCUACUAUCUGGAUAUCAGCCUCUACAAGGAGGUCACUGAUUCCCGAACGGGACAGGUGGGGCCCAAAGAUCGACAGAUUAUGUUCCAAGCAUAUGGAGACAAGCAAGGGCCCCUGCAUGGGAUGCUCAUCAAUACUCCCUAUGUCACCAAGGAUCUGUUGCAGUCCAAGCGCUUCCAGGCACAAUCUCUGGGUACCACCUAUGUCUACGACUUUCCAGAAAUGUUCAGACAGUCUCUGAAAAAGCUGUGGCACUCUACCCUAAAUUAUGCCACCUUGCCCAAGUGCCCUGCUCCCUCUGACCUUCUCACCUUCACUGAGCUGGUUCUGGAUGCUCAGGAUCAGAUGGUGCAGAUGAACCGGCUGCCGGGGGGCAAUGAGAUCGGUAUGGUGGCAUGGCGGAUGACCAUCCGGACUCCAGAGUAUCCAGCAGGACGUGAGAUCAUAGUCAUAAGUAAUGAUAUCACGCACAAGAUAGGCUCGUUCGGGCCCCAGGAGGACAUGCUGUUCCUGCGAGCCUCGGAGAUGGCACGAGAGAGCGGCAUCCCCCGCAUCUACAUCGCAGCCAACAGCGGCGCCCGCAUCGGCCUGGCGGAGGAGAUCAGGCACAUGUUCCACGUGGCCUGGCAAGAUCCGGUCGAUCCUUACAAGGGUUUCAAGUAUCUCUACCUCACACCUCAAGAUUACAAAAAGGUCUCAGCUCUAAACUCUGUACAUUGUGAACAUGUGGAGGACGAAGGAGAAUCCAGGUACAAGAUCACUGACAUUAUUGGAAAAGAUGAAGGGCUGGGUGUGGAGAAUCUGAGGGGGUCUGGAAUGAUUGCCGGAGAAUCUUCUCUGGCUUAUGACGAGAUCAUCACUAUGAAUCUGGUUACAUGCCGAGCCAUUGGAAUCGGCGCCUAUCUGGUGAGGCUUGGACAGCGAACCAUCCAAGUGGACAACUCUCAUAUCAUCCUCACCGGCGCUGGGGCUCUCAACAAGGUGUUGGGCAGAGAAGUGUACACAUCCAACAACCAGCUCGGCGGGGUUCAGAUCAUGCACAACAAUGGCGUGACCCACUCCACUGUCUGUGAUGACUUUGAGGGAGUCUACACUUUGUUGCAGUGGCUGUCCUACAUGCCCAAGUGCACAUCAAGUCCAGUGCCCAUCUUGUUCGCGAAGGAUCCUGUAGAUCGGCCAAUAGAAUUUGUGCCUACCAAGGCUCCGUAUGACCCUCGCUGGAUGUUGGCCGGACGGCCCAGCCAGACUCCAAAGGGGUCCUGGCAGAGUGGUUUCUUUGACCACGGCUCUUUCAUGGAGAUAAUGCAACCAUGGGCCCAGAGUGUGGUCGUAGGCAGAGCCAGACUGGGUGGGAUUCCUACCGGAGUGGUUGCUGUCGAGACCAGGUCGGUGGAGCUGUCGAUCCCAGCCGACCCAGCUAAUUUAGACUCGGAGGCAAAGAUCAUCCAGCAGGCAGGACAGGUGUGGUUUCCAGAUUCUGCUUUUAAAACAGCCCAGGCAAUCAAGGACCUGAACCGAGAGGGCUUGCCUCUUAUAGUAUUUGCCAACUGGAGGGGAUUUUCUGGAGGAAUGAAAGACAUGUAUGACCAGGUCCUGAAGUUCGGGGCGUACAUCGUGGACGGUCUGAGGGAGUACAAACAGCCAGUUCUGGUUUAUAUCCCUCCCCAGGCUGAGCUGAGAGGAGGCUCCUGGGUGGUUAUCGAUCCCACAAUCAACCUCCGUCACAUGGAGAUGUACGCCGACAAAGACAGCCGAGGUGGAGUGCUGGAGCCAGAGGGGACCGUGGAAAUUAAGUUCAGGAGGAAGGACCUGGUGAAGACCAUGAGAAGAGUAGACCCGGUCUACAUGGGCUUGGCCGAGAGAUUGGGAACCCCAGAACUGAGCCCCCCUGAUCGGAAAGAGCUGGAGACCAAGCUGAAGGAGCGGGAGGAGUUUCUGUUGCCCAUCUACCAUCAGGUGGCCGUGCAGUUUGCAGACCUGCACGACACUCCGGGUCGCAUGCAGGAGAAAGGCGUAAUCACGGAUAUCCUGGAAUGGCAGACGUCCCGUCACUUCUUCUACUGGCGGAUGAGGCGUCUGCUACUGGAGGACACCGUGAAGAGCAAGAUUCAAGCUGCCAACAGCGAGCUGACAGACGGCCAGAUUCAGGCGAUGCUGCGCCGCUGGUUUGUGGAGGCUGAAGGGGCUGUUAAGGUUUAUCUAUGGGAUAACAAUGAAGUGGUGGUCGAGUGGCUGGAGAAGCAGCUGGCUGAAGAAGAAGGCGCGAGAUCUGUAAUUGAUGAGAACAUCAAGUACAUCCGGCGAGAUCACCUCCUCAAGCAGAUUCGCAGUCUCGUUCAGGCUAAUCCAGAAGUCGCGAUGGAUUCUAUCGUGCACAUGACCCAGCACAUCUCCCCCACGCAGAGAGCUGAGGUGGUGCGCAUCUUGUCCACCAUGGAGACGUCGGCCUCCUCCUAACGGGAGCCCGGCCGAGGCACAGAUGAGGCCGCAGACAGCCGGAGGAGCCGGGCCCGGCGGCCCCGGCCCUCUCUGGGACCUGUGGAGGAGCCAACGCCAUGGCCCCUGGUAGCUGCCAGGUUACAGAUGAAGCGUUGGCUAUGAUUCUCACUCAGAAAGAGCUAAAAUGAUUGGCAUUUUUGUAAAUGGCCUCUGUUCGCAUAGAUCUCUGCUUUUUUUUUUUUUGUGCUUAGUGAUUUUCUUUUUUUUCUCUUUUCUUUUUUAAUAACAGUCUAGAAAUAUCUGUUGAGUAAUAUUCCAUAUGUUUACACUGUUGGCUUAAAAGGAUGCUUAUGCAUCUAGAAUAGUCAGUAGCCUCCCUCGUUUUGAAUUGUAUAAAGUAAUAUAUAUUAACAUCUUGCACCUUUUUGUUUGUGGCAUAUAUUUAAGAUUUCCAGCUCAAGAAUGACUACACAUUGCCAGGGAGUUAGUCGGAGAGGGGUUUCUACUCUCCUGAGCCAGAAGCACUUAGUUACGGAACAAAGGCAGGGAACGCUGUGACAGAUUUGGACAGGGAAGCCCAGCAGGGAGCAGGGACGAGGUCUUUUUCAGACCCCGACUGUUUCACAGUUACCCAGCAGUGAGCAGUGGGCAGCUCGCCUCGCAACAAAACCACAGCUGUCCCUUCUGUUCUCAGCCACACAUGCUGCUUCGCAUGCACUUUAGUGCUUCCUGUUGUCUCACGUCGCACCCAGAUUCAAAACCUGCACAGCUUUCACUGCUGCGGCCAAUAUAAAAACACGCAUGCACAAAGUGACACGAGCAUUAACCCACAAGGUGGGUAAGAGCUUAAAUAAGAUGUUGAUAAAGGAAGGACCGUGGUUCCAUAGACAGGGUGAAUAACUUGGACUCGUUUAGAAAGAUUAGAUACUACUUUGAUAGUUGUUGCUCUGCUUCCUCUAGGACCACAUUAGCUUUAGGUUUUGAACCAAAGAAACUCGAGAAUUUAUCAGUUGGCCAAAUCAAUAUCUGUUUUGGGGAGAAAAAAAAAAAGAAACGCUGCUGUUUACUUGACUUACAUGUAUCUUGCCAGAAGUGGUGUCUUAAUUUGAUCUGUAUUCCACGGAAACGUUACUGUUACUACUGUAUGUUUCAAUACUUAUUGUUAAUGAUUUGUUGAAAACAAUGUUAAAAUCAGAUGUUACUUACUUCUCUACGUGAAUUUGUUACUUAAAGACGGGCAUACUUGUACAUAUUAAUAGCAAACGGCACUGCUCUGAAACAGACCUUUGGAUCGUUGUCAGUUGUUUUGCGCUAAUCCUCAUGGCUUCAUAGUCAAUGCUGUGCCUUUCUAGUGACCAUACUGACAUGCUGGCCCGUUGCUUUAUAAGUAAUUGGUCAUUUCUUGUACAAGGACAGAGAAGUGAUGAGCUUUCAAUGUGUCUUCAAACUUAAUAAAACUUACCAACA
Molecule: messenger RNA, 8912 nt
Organism: Cololabis saira (Pacific saury)
Lineage: Eukaryota; Metazoa; Chordata; Actinopteri; Beloniformes; Belonidae
Gene: acaca
Product: acetyl-CoA carboxylase alpha
Exons: 55
Coding region: 231-7463 (2410 amino acids)
Biological process (GO): fatty acid biosynthetic process
Molecular function (GO): metal ion binding; acetyl-CoA carboxylase activity; ATP binding
Source: RefSeq, a predicted model, not a curated record